Molecule: messenger RNA, 2019 nt
Organism: Brenthis ino (lesser marbled fritillary)
Lineage: Eukaryota; Metazoa; Arthropoda; Insecta; Lepidoptera; Nymphalidae
Source: the annotation of a GenBank genome assembly
AUGGCUGCGACAAGAAAAUUACAAGGUGAGAUAGACAGGUGUUUAAAAAAGGUCACAGAAGGGGUGGAGACGUUUGAGGACAUCUGGCAAAAAGUACACAAUGCGACGAACAGUAAUCAGAAGGAGAAAUAUGAGGCAGAUCUCAAGAAGGAGAUUAAAAAGCUCCAGAGGCUACGGGAUCAGAUCAAGUCAUGGAUCGCCUCGGGUGAAAUUAAGGAUAAGAGUACACUUUUAGAAUAUAGGAAACUAAUAGAAACUCAAAUGGAAAGGUUCAAAGUAGUGGAGCGAGAAACAAAAACGAAAGCAUACUCUAAAGAAGGGCUGGGAGCGGCGCAGAAGCUCGACCCGGCGCAAAAAGAACGCGAGGAGAUGUCCUCGUGGCUAAUAUCCUCUAUUGAUGCACUUAAUUUACAGAUUGAUCUUUUUGAGUCUGAAGUGGAGUCACUGUUAGUUGGUAAGAAAAAACGAUUGGACAAAGAGAAGCAGGAUCGUAUGGACGAGCUCAAACUGAAACUAGAGAGGCAUAGGUUCCAUAUAAAAAAACUUGAAACACUCCUCCGAAUGCUAGAUAACAUGUCUGUGGAAGUUGAACAGAUAAAAAGAAUAAAAGAAGAUGUAGAAUACUAUAUAGUAUCAUCACUGGAACCGGGCUAUGAAGAGAAUGAAUACAUAUAUGAAGACAUCAAUGGAUUAGAUGAGAUUGAACUCAGUGGUGUAGGGCUCCCGUCCUCGGCCACGACAGACAGCAAUAACAGCAACGACUCACCCGGUUCACCUACUAGCAUAUUAUCAGGAACCAGUCCUGUAACGUCCCCAGCGCUAGACGUCCAGAACCACACGGCAGACUCAAUAGACGUUGAGAAGAAGAAGAAAGAGGAAGUAACGGCCAAACCGGUCAAACCGCUCCCUCUGCGCGUGUCGUGCGUGGGCAGCCCCACCGUUAGUUUGCUCAAUCACACCGUCGUCUCCACCAAUAGUAUAAACAAUACGGGUGCGUCCGGCGCCUCCACGCCCAGCAAGCAGCCGGCGCCGCCCUCGCCGCACCUCAACAGGACGAGCGAAGUAGUGGAGAAUGGUCCGGUGUCGAGCGCGCUGCUGCCGCCGCCCGCACCCGCGCACAACGCGCACCCGCCACACCCCGCGCACGCCGCGCAGCCCGCGCCCAUAUCAAAGUCCACGUCGUCAACGACGAUGGCGCCGAGCGUGACGCCGGCCGCGCCCGCGCCGCCGCCCGCGUCCUCCGCGCCCUCGCCGCUCACUGUGAACGGGCCCUCGCUUGCGCAUACGCCGCAACAUGUUGUUAACAACGGUAGAGUGAGCGAGACGCCGAGCACGCCGCUGUCGCAGAGCACGCCGGCGGCGCUGGCGGCGCUGGCGGCGAGCGCGCCGGCCGCCGUGAGCGUAGGCACCGCCUCGCUCAAGAGCAUGGCGCAGGAGGCCGUGCAGCGCGCCGGCCUCGACCACCAUCACACGCAGGGUGGAGUAGGCGUGGGCGUGGGCGCGGCGCGACGCAACACGGCGCUGUCGCAGGCGCACAUCCCGCCAUUACUCGGCGUGGCGCCGCUCGGCCCGCUGCCACUCAAUAAUGAUCACCAGGUGCAGUUCCAGAUGAUGGAGGCGGCGUUCUACCACAUGCCGCACCCGUCCGACUCGGAGCGCACGCGCGUGUACCUGCCGCGGAACAUCUGUCAGACACCCGUCUACUAUAAUCAGGUGCUGUUACCCCACUCGGACUCAGUGGAGUUCUUCACGCGGCUGUCGACGGAGACGCUAUUCUUCGUGUUCUACUACAUGGAGGGCACGAAGGCCCAGUACCUAGCUGCCAAGGCGCUCAAGAAGCAGAGCUGGCGGUUCCACACCAAGUACAUGAUGUGGUUCCAGCGGCACGAGGAGCCGAAGGUUAUUAAUGAGGAGUAUGAACAGGGCACAUACAUAUACUUUGACUACGAGAAGUGGGGCCAGCGGAAGAAGGAGGGCUUCACGUUCGAGUACAAGUACUUAGAGGACAGGGACCUCAAC